AUGUCAUUGAAGCCCUUUGUGCCAGUGAUUGUUGGCCAUAUACGGUUUGCCAUACCUCAGCGAUCUAUCAGCGAGUUGCGAUGGAUUCAUAGUCAAUUGAGCAAGCACUACGGUCCUGUAUUACAAUGGAGAGACCUCAUCUCGGAGUCGACGUAUGAACACUUGAAAGGCAAGACGAUGUUCGUGAUGCAAGUACCCUUGAGAGGUGACGAGACUGAGGGGGUGAGGGAGAGGAAGAAACUUGCUCUAUCUCGAGACUUGGAAAAAGUGGUCGGAAUAGUCAAGUUCAGCCAACGGGACUCGGUCAACACGGACAACUGGGUUGCUGAUGCUACGAGAUCUAUCAAGUUGACAGAUGACGGGGACAACAACCACUUGGUAGAUGUUGAAGUGGCAAACAUCACGAACCCGUUCUUCAAAGUCUCGGACCAUGGUGACCAAUGGAGAGUACGAAUAGAUCGGAAGGUGUGUACGCCUAUGAUUAUUACAACGGGAGAUUAUGUAUCAAAGCAAUGA
This is a messenger RNA of Williopsis jadinii, 516 nucleotides long. RefSeq lists its product as uncharacterized. Lineage: Eukaryota; Fungi; Ascomycota; Saccharomycetes; Phaffomycetales; Wickerhamomycetaceae. The record is from RefSeq and is a predicted model, not a curated record. The transcript has a single exon. Bases 1 to 516 code for a protein of 171 amino acids.